This is a messenger RNA of Drosophila nasuta, 1248 nucleotides long. RefSeq lists its product as uncharacterized. The record is from RefSeq and is a predicted model, not a curated record. Bases 1 to 1248 code for a protein of 415 amino acids. The transcript has a single exon. Lineage: Eukaryota; Metazoa; Arthropoda; Insecta; Diptera; Drosophilidae.
AUGGCAUCCAAGAUAGUUCUUUUCCUCCUGCUUCUUGGACUAACUCUAAAGGACGGAGAAACUUCUUUGAUUUGCAAAGGCUACGCUACAGUAAUUGGAAGGAUCAACAAACUCCCACUUAAUCAGUCUGAGUGUCCCUCAAACUCAACAGCCGGACGUCCUCAAAACCUGGCAGCUAUUAUACGUGUCAUUGUCAAUGAUGACGUCAACCGUUAUCACACAGUGCUAAAUAUGGCGAGAAAUAUAGAAAGGCGCUCGAUAAAAAUGGAAGACGCGAUAUACGAGGCACUAUGUCUGGUCGCUAAGAAAACCAUAAGUGAUCCCAUUAAGAUUCUGGAUUUCUACAAUCAAAUCCGCAAUAAAUACUACGUUUCGCCAUUAAGGUUCUAUCGGGUCUUCGUCAAACGUAGCGCUAAGGUUCUUUCGCAGGCAGUGACCAAUAACUCUUAUACCAAGUUUUGGAUGAUUACCGGACUGCUGCGGCGUUUGACAGAAAGCGAACAAUAUUACACGAAAGAAAUACUUGAGGCUCUAUUUGACAUUGUGCUCUCUUCCGAAUCCCCACUGAAUGUAGUUCAGCGGCUGAGCUUCUUCGGUGCAAGUUCGGAACAACUGACCAUGGCACAUUUACAAUUGCUGAAUCGCCCCGAAGUGCAAUCUAAUUCGAGUGCGCACGCUGAAUUGCUCGACAAUCUUCGACAGUUGAUGGUGAAACCGGCAUAUCAAAGAAGCGUAGACUUCCGCCUGCGUCGGAAAGUGUACAGAUUGUUCCCGCAUUAUAUUGAUUGGGUCUCCACAUCCUUUAUGGCCAGCUUACGUCGGGCAAACAUAGAUAUCGAAGACUACCUUGUUAGUUGUCGAAAGCAAGAUGGGACAUUGACUAUUUGUACUCACGACGGGGCACCGUGGAACGAGAAUAGUGUGGACUACAUAAUUGAAGUGGCCCACAACAAGACUUUGGUUGCUUUACGUUUCAACUUUUUCAACUGUGCGGCAGUAAACAGCACUAUUCCAAUAAGCACACGAGUGACCAAGAACUUUUACGUAAGCCACGACUACUAUUGGUGGCGUGUAGUUCUGGUGCCCAACGGUUUGGCAUUCUACGAUGAUGCGACAUCCAGCUUAGUGCUCUGUGGAGGCGAUUCAGUACAAUGGGAUGGCGAUAAACAUUAUGCAUAUGCUCGACGAGCUGAGGAUUUUGAAGCUCAUCGCGACGAAUGCACGUGGUUGUUCGAGAAUUACGAGUAA